Molecule: messenger RNA, 1515 nt
Organism: Henningerozyma blattae CBS 6284
Lineage: Eukaryota; Fungi; Ascomycota; Saccharomycetes; Saccharomycetales; Saccharomycetaceae
Product: DNA damage-responsive protein 48
Exons: 1
Coding region: 1-1515 (504 amino acids)
Source: RefSeq, a predicted model, not a curated record
AUGGGUAUUUUCGAUAAAGUCAAGAAGUUCACCUCUAGAGGCGAUGGUGACAACAACCGUGAUAUUGUCGACCAAGCUGAAGACUAUGCCGGUCAAGACAACGUCCAAAAGGCUAGAGACACCCUUGGUGAUGACAAUUUCAACAAGAUGGAAAGUGCUGUUAGAAAGCAAUUCGGUGAAACUAGUUUGAAUGAUGACGAUAACAAGAACUCUUACGGUUCUAACAACGAUGACUCCUAUGGAUCCAACAAGAACAAGUCUUCUUACGGUGAUGACAACAACGACUCUUACGGUAACAACGAUUCUUACGGUUCUAGCAAGAACAAGUCCUCUUAUGGUGAUGACAACGAUGAUACUUAUGGUUCUAACAACGAUUCCUACGGUUCAUCUGACAAGAAGGACAAGAACAAGUCUUCUUACGGUGAUGAUGACAAUGACAACUCCUAUGGUUCUUCCAACAAUGACACCUAUGGUUCUUCUAACAAUGACACCUAUGGUUCUAACAACGACUCUUAUAGCUCUAACAAGAAGAAGUCCUCUUACGGUGAUGAUGAUAACAACGACAACUCCUACGGUUCUUCCAAUACCGACUCUUACGGUUCCUCUGACAAGAAGAACAAGAAGAAGUCCUCUUACGGUGAUGAUGACAAUGAUAAUACCUAUGGUUCUUCCAAUACCGACUCAUAUGGUUCUAACAGCAAUGAUGAUGACGAUUCAUAUGGUUCUUCUAAGAAAAACAAGAACAAGAACAAGUCUUCCUACGGUGAUGAUGACAAUGACAACUCCUAUGGUUCUUCUAACAACGACACUUACGGUUCUUCUAACAACGACACUUACGGUUCUUCUAACAACGACACUUACGGUUCUUCUAACAACGACACUUAUAGCUCUAACAAGAAGAAGUCCUCUUACGGUGAUGAUGAUAACAACGACAACUCCUACGGUUCUUCCAAUACCGACUCUUACGGUUCCUCUGACAAGAAGAACAAGAAGAAGUCCUCUUACGGUGAUGAUGACAAUGAUAAUACCUAUGGUUCUUCCAAUACCGACUCUUACGGUUCCUCUGACAAGAAGAACAAGAAGAAGUCCUCUUACGGUGGUGAUGAUGACAAUGACAACACCUACGGUUCCUCCAACAAUGACUCCUAUGGUUCUAAGAAGAGCUCUUAUGGUAAUGACAACACCUACGGUUCUUCCAACAAUGACUCCUAUGGUUCUAAGAAGAGCUCUUAUGGUGAUGACAACGAUGAUUCUUACGGUUCUAAGAAGAAUUCUUAUGGUUCCAACAAUAAUGAUUCUUACGGUUCCAACAAUGACUCCUACGGUAACAACGAUUCUUACGGUUCCAAGAAGAACUCUUACGGUGAUAACAACGAUGAUUCCUAUGGUUCUAAGAAGAACUCUUACGGUUCUAACAACGACUCAUAUGGUUCUAACAACGAUUCUUAUGGUAACAACGAUUCCUACGGCUCUUCCAACAGAGGAAACAAUUCUUACGAUAACGAUGACUACUAG